This is a messenger RNA of Rhineura floridana, 3876 nucleotides long. RefSeq names its product RALY heterogeneous nuclear ribonucleoprotein (gene RALY). The transcript has 14 exons. Gene Ontology annotation, molecular function: RNA binding. Bases 884 to 1726 code for a protein of 280 amino acids. Lineage: Eukaryota; Metazoa; Chordata; Lepidosauria; Squamata; Rhineuridae. The record is from RefSeq and is a predicted model, not a curated record. Gene Ontology annotation, cellular component: nucleus.
CUCUGUAGAGUUGGCGGCAGGCGCUGGCUUCAGCAGUAGGUUGGGCUACUGCUACUACUACCAUUACUACCACCACCACUCCUGGGCUAUUACUCUCUCUGGGCUGGUGGCUUUCUCACUCUUUCCUCCUUCCCUGUCUCUCACUCACUCCUUCUUUGACAUUUUUACUUCUGAAUAUUUUCUUGCUUGAGCGGGAAGAAACCAAUGUAUGGAGGUCAACUGCUUUGGAAUUACGAGAGUCUUGCAUAAUGCAGAGAGCACAGAGGACUGCACCCAAAGCUAGUGCCAGUAAACUGAGCUGACAGACAUGCCAUAGUUCUCCCAUCCUGCUCGAUCAUAAAGAAAACAGAUCUACCACAAAAUUCCAUCUCUUCUGUGUGAUUCUGAGGAAAUGCCUUCUCUAACAUUUGCUAGAAGGAUCAAGCUCAGUCAGUAUCAAAUCCCCACCAGAUGAUUACCACUGGAAAUUGACACAAUUAAGUAACGCCAGGCUCAUAAAGGAAUACUAUACCAGUUCAGCCUCCCCACCUGGUGGGCAAGGAGAAACAACAGAUUCAUACCCAAAGCAACAUUCCUGGAAACAGAAGUUUUCCAGGAACCAAGGACAGAGGGAGGUGGGAAGAAAAAAGGAGGUGCCUUGUGAAAUUUACAUUUUCCAGGGUCCCCAGCCAUAGCAGAGGAAGAAUCUGCCCUCCCUGCCUUCACUGCCACAGCCAGAGUCAGUUUGGCCUGCGUGUUGCUCUGCUACAAUAAGACAUACCUACAACCUGAGUCCCAAGUUUCCAGAGUCAUGAAUGUUAUUCCCAUGAAAUGGAUGCCUAUUGAAAGCUCUGGUGGCUCCCUCAUGUAGAAGGAGGAGGACAAGAAUUAAGGAGGUGUCAAGAUGUCAUUGAAAGUGCAGACGAGUAACAUCACAAACAAGAAUGACCCCAAAUCCAUCAACUCCAGAGUCUUCAUUGGGAACCUCAACACAGCAGUGGUCAAGAAGUCUGAUGUAGAGACCAUCUUCUCUAAGUACGGCAGGGUGGUGGGCUGCUCCGUUCACAAGGGCUAUGCAUUUGUACAGUACUCAAAUGAGAGGCACGCACGGGCCGCUGUCCUGGGGGAGAAUGGGAGAGUACUCGCCGGGCAGACAUUAGAUAUCAACAUGGCUGGAGAACCAAAGCCCAACAGGCCCAAAGGCCUGAAGAGAACAGCAUCUGCCUUGUACAGUGGCUAUGAUUUUGACUACGACUACUACAGAGAUGACUUCUAUGAAAGACUUUUUGAGUAUCGGGGACGGGUCUCUCCUAUUCCCAGGGUGGUUCCUGUGAAGCGUCCACGAGUGACCAUCCCUUUAGUACGGCGUGUAAAAGCAACACUCCCAGUCAAACUCUUUGCCCGGUCUGCCGCCAUUGCAAACAGCUCUGCCAAAUUAAAAUUGAAAUGCAAUGAACUGCAGACAAUUAAAACAGAGUUAACGCAGAUCAAAUCCAACAUUGACGCUCUCUUGGGCAGAUUGGAGCAGAUUUCUGAACAACAGAAAGCAUCGACAGAGGUUAGAAAGAAAGCAGAUGGAAACAAAAGCGAGCUUUCCCAAGAAGACACAGCCUCAGAGGCAGAAAUGAACACAGAGGAGCCACUGAAUGGGGAGGAGGGAGAAGAAGAAGGUCUCGUGCGGGAUGACUGUGAGGAUGAAUUGGAGAAUAGCCAUUACACAGAUGUGGAGGAUUCCAGCCUACAGUAACCAGCAUGUUCGGCGAAACAGUAAUGAAAAGAGGAUAGCAAAGAGGUUAAACCCUGCCUUGGCAUGUUGAGCAAGAGAAGCAUAACAUGCAGGACUGCCAUCAUCUCUCUGCCUGGCACUCAAAAGGAGAAACAUGGACCAAUAUAUCCAAGCUGUUGUGCAGUACACAGCAGACUAGUCAUCCCAAUGGAUCCUCCUCAUCACCCAUCCAAUCUACCUUUGUACUACAGACUUAGAGCCCUGUUGCUAGCACAAGCACCAAUUGUUCCAUGAUCUCCAAUAGCCAGAUAUUGGGACUGAUUUCUCACACCAGGAGAAGACAAAGAGACAUUCUAUAUAAAGAGCCUACUGUGAGACAGGAUGGGGACCUGAUGUGUAAAAUGAAGAGAGAAAAUUAUUUCACUAUAUACAAUUUAUGGUUUUGCAUUUGGAAACCAGAUUAUGACUGGGAUAGCCAGGGGUGCCUCCUUCUAGUCCAUUUACCUCCUUUCUAAGUAGCUUUGCUCCUGCAUUACCCUGCAGACUGUGGCAUUUGGGACAUGCCCUUGUUAUAUGGUGUGCCCUUUGGAAAACUGAACAGAGCACAUGGCUAUUAACAGAUCAUUCUGUACAGGAGUAACAAACCAUCUUUUGUUCAUCCAGUUUCCUAAGCAUCAGCAAUGGUUAAGGUGGGUGGUAGGUCCAUGCUAGAGAGGCAGGUGUGAGUACUGAAUGAAGUUAUAGUAGAGCAUACAAUAGGAGACACAUAUUAAAUCAAACUUCUCAGAAUAAGGGAUGUAAUUGUUCACUUUACAACCCAGCAGCACCCAUGCUGUUCAUUAAAUUUCCAUAAGUCAUUUAUUUGCUCUUUAUAAAAAUAAGGAAAAUCAAAUCAGGUCUAAAAGGGAAAGGAUGAGAUGGUCACAUGGCAAUGGAGCCUCCCCCCACAAUCACAUGGCACCUGAAACCAAUCAAGUUGAUGACCCAAGAGGCUAAAGAUGAGAAGAAAGCUAGUUUCUCGUCAUUUUUGUCUAAGGAUACAAUAGGGAUGGGUGAGAAAUUUGAUUCAAUUCACAUUUAAAGCCAAAUUUAACAAAUUCACGCUUUCUGAAAUAAUAUUAAACCAAAGCACAGCCAUCUUUCUAAAUUGACAUGUAUCCGCAUUUUCCAAUGUUCUCUAACCAAGCAAUGUUUACAAAAAUACAUGUAUUAGGGGGAAAUGUGCAGAAAAAUGGGUACUGGUGAAAAUAACAUACAGAAAUGCAUUAUAUUAGGAUAAACUGCUUGCAGAAAAAGUGUACAUUACACAAAACCACAUACAAAAAUAUAUUUAUUAUGAGAUAUUUGCACUAAAAUUUUCAUGAGUUUUUAAAAAGAAAAAUUGCAAAGUGCUGCAGAAAUAUGGAGAACCAAAUUUAAGAUGAGAAAAAUGAGAAAUUGAGAGAACUGAAAUUGGCAGAUCAUUCCAUCCCUAGGAUACACGCAUGAAGUAAUCUGCAUCCUGUAGUCUCCAUUGCCCCUUCUCUGAAAUGCAGAUGCUUUCAUCCCACUCACACCUAUAAAGACAAAUAGGUAUGCAACACAUGUUGUGCAGCUUAUUAAGCUAAAACAUCUUUGCAAUAUUCCCAUCUGUGUACAAUCCUCUCGUAAGACAGGUUAUACAGUACCUGGUCACCAGCUUUAGAGGUAGAUGGUGUGGUGCUUGCCUAGCAGUGCGACUCUGUCCUACAGAGUCUGACCCGCUGCUUGGAAAAGGAGAGUAAGAGCUGUAUUAUUGAUUAGGCCUUGGUUCUAAACUUUCUUCAACGGAUUUCUGCUGGAAAACAUACAUCCUGAGAGUUUCCCUUCCUUAGGGCAUGUUAACAGCAGGUCAUGGCUCUCAAAGCACAACAAUGCACAUCCGUUUCUUUCUUGAAAAUACACCUGGAGAGUAAAAAGGGGCACGUGUUUUAUUUUUCUUUGCUUUCUUUUUCUAUUGCCUUUUCUCUUUUGUGUCUCUUGCAAAGUUUGCCCACUUUGUUGUAUUGAUCUAUUUUAGAAUUACUUUCUAGGCUUUGUUUUCCUAUGAUCCAGCCACAAGAUUGAGGUAUGGAAGGAAAGGAGGGGGCCUUGUAUAUAAAACCCUGUAUAAUAAAAGGAGGAACUUGAUCCAUCUUGUAGUCUUGCUUUUU